AUUCAGUUCGUGAGGUUUAUUCAACACAAAUAAGAUCAGAGGUUUAUCCAUCCAUCUCCAAAAUCGACCUGAGAUCUUCUGGAGAGUGUUUCUUGACUCACUGAUCUUGAUAUUCAACGUUGGGUUUGUUUUUUCCUUCUUCGAUCUCUUCUUCUUUAAUCUCUGAAGCCAUAAGAGAGCAAGUCGCGAGGCAACAACAACUCGAAGAAAUCUGGGGAAGGAACAUUGCUUUGGGUUUCAAGACUCCUUGUGAAGCCAUUGAAGUUAAACAGUAAUGACUCAAAUCAAUCUACCAUUUGAAGUUGGUCAAACUGUAGAAUUAAGAUCUUUUAUAUCGGGUUAUCGUGGUGCUUGGUUUCGAUGCAAGAUUCUCAAGAUAUCUCAGAAAAGGAGAGCAUUAUUCUAUGAUGUGGAGUAUCUCGAUUAUCCCGGAGAGAGUAUACAUACAACAAAAGUAUUUCAACAACUCGAAGGUGGGAGUGAGAAACACCUAAUGAUUCGACCUGUCUAUCCACGACAAUGUCAUGAAAAUGAAGUCCUUAACAAGGAGGGUGGUGCUCUAGAAGAAGCUGCUGUUGUUCAUGAUGAUUGGAAGGUUGGUGAUUUGGUUGAUUGGUGGGAAGCCUAUUGUUAUUGGUCUGGGACGGUUCUGGAAGUGAAAGAAAAUGGAUCAGUACAGAUUGAAUUGUUGGCUCCACCACAUGGCGAAGGGAGUAUCUAUGAGGCCCUGUCUAAGGAUUUGCGACCAUCAUUGGAAUGGUCACUUGAUGAUGGUUGGACUGUACCUUUUUCUAAGGAUGGGGAGAAGAGGCAAUGUGCUAAGCUAAUGAAACAUUUGAAUGAAGAUCAAGUGAAUGAGGCCAAAUCAAUGGAAGAAGAAGAGCAGAGUGGAGCUGAACCUAGAGAGGAAGAAAAGAAGAGACCCACAGAGAAGUUGAAAAAAGAUGGAGCUCUUCGGUUGAACAUCAUGGAAUCAGAGUCUGUUGAAGCUGCUGUCUUGGACUUGGAAGAGCUGAUUGUUCGUUUCGAGUGGAUGAAGGGCAUAUUAGCUCCUGAUUCUUCAGAAAAAUCUUCCUGGAUAUACGAGCCUUACCGUCCAUCCUCCUCAAGAAUCUGAAAGGUUUGAACAUAUCACCUCUGGAUCGCAAUAUCGUACAGUCCUCAGGUGGAAUAUAUUGAGCUAUGAUGUAAAUGAGCAAAAGUCCUCAGGUGGAGAAGAUUGAAAACUGAACAUAACUCUGUUAUUGAAAUGUCUGUUCUUUUAGGUUUUUCGGUUUCCUUCUUGUUGAUACUUUUGUAGCACUUUCUUCUCUAUAUAAAUGGCACAUUUAACUCUGAGCCAACUUUUUGCA
Arabidopsis lyrata subsp. lyrata is the source of this 1352-nucleotide messenger RNA. RefSeq lists its product as uncharacterized. Lineage: Eukaryota; Viridiplantae; Streptophyta; Magnoliopsida; Brassicales; Brassicaceae. The transcript has 10 exons. The record is from RefSeq and is a predicted model, not a curated record. Bases 275 to 1117 code for a protein of 280 amino acids.